This is a messenger RNA of Pecten maximus, 2767 nucleotides long. RefSeq lists its product as uncharacterized. The coding region runs from base 620 to 1354 and encodes 244 amino acids. NCBI's taxonomy places the organism in Eukaryota, Metazoa, Mollusca, Bivalvia, Pectinida, Pectinidae. The record is from RefSeq and is a predicted model, not a curated record. The transcript is spliced from 3 exons.
CGUCAUUGUACAUUAUAAUCUAUAUGUACACGAAUAUCCCAAGCUGGCAACGACUGAGAGCGACAAUAUUUGGCUAGAUAUUUAAAGAAUAAUUAAUUUCGUUUGUAGUGCUCUACCUGCCGUACGUGCAAACAGUGCCACCGAUGACUCGAAGUUAUAAUUAGAUGAAUUUUAGAUAAAUAUUGUGAUAUUUACCAAUUUAGGUAUUCCACCUGGAGUUUAUUUCACCGAUACGCCCAAGUUACGCCAUCAAGAAACAUCGACAGUUAAAAUAUACUCGAAAACAGCCAUGAUGGAAUCAAUUUGAGCGUGAUACUGGCCCCGUGGGCACCUGAACCCCCGAGAGCGACCCUCCGCUUGUCGUCUUUGGACUUGAUUAGAGGCCCGUCCCCCGGGUUCCAUUAUUUUAGAACUGAAGUCAUUUGUCCCAAGGAAUUAAACGGCGACCCGGGAUAUUGUAUGUGGGCUGCAAGUAAUGAUGAACAGAUGAAUUGGAAAUGAAACUAUGACACGAGGUUCUCUAUCUGGACCAGAGGACUGACAAACGGAUGAAUUUGAGCCAUGUAGACGGGAUAUUGUGUGGGAUCGUCCUGUCGAGUCGAAGGAUACGUUUCUCACGAUGGAAUUAGUGUAUAGUGCGGAAUGUAUUAUAUCAUUUUGGACUCUACUGCAAAUAACCCAUGUCCAAGGAAGCAACACGACGUCGUCGUCAGGCUCUUCCGGCGCGAGUUACGACGCCUCAAUCAAGCUCAUCGCUACUAUAUGCAUUGUAAUCGCAGCCAUUAUCAUUUCUGUUGUGGUUGCAAAGAUAGCUGACAUGUGUUACGACCGACAUGUACUACGUGACGAUGCUAGUGACAUAAGCGAUCAUACCAAGGGUCUCAUACGAGCACGAUUGGCAAUCAUUCAGAUGAAGAAGAAAGAAAAACCUAAAAAAGGCACGAUGGGCAUGCUUCGGAUCUGGUCGGCUAAAACUAAAGGAUCGAACCAACAACCGACACCCAAUAGCAAUGCCAGUAAGGAGAGAAGUGUUGUGAUAAACGUAGGUGAAGCGCCAAAGGCAAACAAAGAUGUUGAAAAAUACUCACCGAAGUUAGAUAACAAGUCACACUCUACAGUGCAAAACAGUACAGUUUCUGUUGAAGCUAAGAAACAAGGUGUUUCGAAAUCUCAGAAUUCGAAAAAAGUUGCCAAAUCUUCCGUGCCGCCUAAGACUCCAUCAAAAGCUAAUAAAAACGAUAAGGGAGGGGGAGCGAGAAAGCAGGCGGCUUCCAAUGAUAAACGUGUAACAUUUAGGGAAGAGAAAAAUGUGAUGGAGAUUCAGAGUGUUUCAACAUUAGGAGCCCAAUGUUGAUGCAUGCCUGUAUUUAGCUAGGCUCGAUAAUUACUGUAUAAGACUGUUUCUGAAUAAAACUUAUCUUAAUUGUUAUCAGCUUCUCCAUUAGUGGACUGGUUUCAGGGACAGAGAUUGUUUCUUGAACGAAAUCGUUUUAACGACAGUGAGAACACCGAAAAAACUUUCAGAAUGAGAAAGUAUAGUUCUCUCCUGUGGAUGUUACUUCGAAUGGUGUUCAACUUACAAUCGAGGUGUGAAACAACAAUAAAUAUCUAACUAUAGAUGAUAUUAAGGCCAAAAUAUAAAUACUACCAGAUUGCUAAAUGAGUGAUCCCGCCAAAACGGGGACAAGAAUCUUACCUAUGUGAUUUUACAGCCAGUAUCAAAAUACAUUAACAUAAGUGUUACUAUUCGAUGGUAAAAAGAAAAAGUCGAAUUACGUAAAUGGAUUUUACCUCGUAUUUGUGUGACCACAGUUUUUCAUCAUCGUUUGGAUAUCAACCAAAGACCUAACAUACCUGUUUUCCUCCAAUUUAGGGUUUUUAUAUUGAAAAUGACACAUCCCUCAUUGACGUAAUAUAUCCGUACCCUGCCAGUUGUAUUGAUGAUAUAUAUGAGGUCAUGUUUGCGGUUGAGAGACUUUCUCUAACAUCUUCCAUCAUAGUUUGUUAUUGUUACCGUGUUGUUCAAAAACCGCCUGAUAAGGCAUAUAUGAGAGGUUAUUGGCAUGAUACGUUGAUAUUGAUUAAUUAUCAUAGUAAAUGUAUUUUUAUAGACCAUUACCUGCCCUUUCGCAUUUUUAUUUAUGGCUUGAACAGAUCAGAUGAUUUUUUUUACCAUUCUUCCAUAUUACUUACUGUAAACGCACAUAGUUUAGCGGUUAUCGUAUUUUAGAAUUUUUUCCGCACCAGACCCUUUGGGCUUGAUUUUAAUUGCGCCAAAUACAUAUUCAUUCCCUGGCCCAUUUCCUAUGGCAAACAAUAUUGGUGCGGUUAUCCAUCAUUUCACUAAUCUGCUAACCGUUUGCAAUGCGCAAAAUUUAAGUGCGCGAAAAUUAGGUCAUUUACAGUAUAAAAAAGAUUAUAUUACGACGAGAGCAGUUCUUUAAAAUGUGUAAAAUGUAUGUAAGUUUAUCAUCAAAGAAAACUACAAUCUCAUUAUCUUUUACUGAAAGAGAAUGUGCAGUGAGAGAAAUAAUGAAAAGUCAUGAAUGUGGAUUUGUUUAGAUAGAAAAAGUGUUCUAUUGAACGUUUUGCGUCUAUCAAUAUAUUUUACUGUUAAUGUUUCCGAAAUUUGUGAUUUGAUGAAAAUGAGAUUUUGUAAAUCCCUAUAUUGUCACUGUUUUACGACAACCAAUCUGCUAAUGACAAGUUAGUACUUUAAUGGAUUGGUUAGGAAUUAAAUUAUGCCACGUGUUGUUUUUAAUGAAAA